Cebus imitator (Panamanian white-faced capuchin) is the source of this 2506-nucleotide messenger RNA. It is a transcript of the gene BMPER, whose product is annotated as BMP binding endothelial regulator. The coding region runs from base 165 to 2369 and encodes 734 amino acids. The record is from RefSeq and is a predicted model, not a curated record. The transcript has 16 exons. Gene Ontology annotation, molecular function: protein binding. Lineage: Eukaryota; Metazoa; Chordata; Mammalia; Primates; Cebidae.
CCCCCCGUCCCCUCCGCCCCCCAGCUCCCGGGCGCCCGCCUCCCUCCUUCUCGGACUGUCUCCCGACACGCCGGCUGAGAGCCCUUUUUGACUGCGAGCGGCGGCAGCGGAGCAGAGGCUGCGGCGCGAGACCUGCAGUCGCCCGGGAUUCCCUCCAGGUGACGAUGCUCUGGUUCUCCGGCGUCGGCGCUCUGGCUGAGCGUCCCUGCCGGCGCUCGCCUGGGAUUACCUGCUGCGUCUUGCUGCUGCUCAAUUGCUCGGGGGUCCCCAUGUCUCUGGCUUCCUCCUUCUUGACAGGUUCUGUUGCAAAAUGUGAAAAUGAAGGCGAAGUCCUCCAGAUUCCAUUUAUCACGGACAACCCUUGCAUAAUGUGUGUCUGCUUGAACAAGGAAGUGACAUGUAAGAGAGAGAAGUGCCCCGUGCUGUCCCGAGACUGCGCCCUGGCCAUCAAGCAGAGGGGAGCCUGUUGUGAGCAGUGCAAAGGUUGCACCUAUGAAGGAAAUACCUAUAACAGCUCCUUCAAAUGGCAGAGCCCAGCUGAGCCUUGUGUUCUACGCCAGUGCCAGGAGGGCGUUGUCACAGAGUCUGAGGUACGCUGUGUGGUACAUUGUCAAAACCCUUUGGAGCAUCUGGGAAUGUGCUGCCCCACGUGUCCAGGGUGUGUGUUUGAGGGUGUCCAGUAUCAAGAAGGAGAGGAAUUUUACCCGGAAGGAAGCAAAUGUACCAAGUGUUCCUGCACUGGAGGCAGGACACAAUGUGUGAGAGAAGUCUGUCCCAUUCUCUCCUGUCCCCAGCACCUUAGUCACAUACCCCCAGGACAGUGCUGCCCCAAAUGUUUGGGUCAGAGAAAAGUGUUUGACCUUCCUUUUGGGAGCUGCCUCUUUCGAAGUGAUGUUUAUGACAAUGGAUCCUCGUUUCUCUAUGAUAACUGCACAGUUUGCACUUGCAGGGACUCUACUGUGGUUUGCAAGAAGAAGUGCUCCCACCCUGGUGGCUGUGACCAAGGCAAGGAGGGCUGUUGUGAAGAGUGCCUCCUACGAGUGCCGCCAGAAGACAUCAAAGUGUGCAAAUUUGGCAACAAGAUUUUCCGGGUAUGUCACGAGACAAGCACAUGGGAACUCCUGCAUUACUACGCUAACAGCCCAACUCUGUUGUCUGUGAUCUUUUUUACCCACAAGCAAGGAUGCACAUCCCUGCCUGUCCUCCAGAGAUGUAAGUAUCUCUUGUGGAAGAAGGGUUUUAUGAUUGAAUUCCGUGUCUAUCCUGCCCCCGUCCUGCAACUCCCCCAGAGGCAAAGGAGUGCCAUUUGUGAGAAGGGCUAUGAGGCCUGCAGUGCGGACUGGGGAAAAAUUCUCAACAGAAAAGGAUGCUGUCCUAUUUGCACUGAAAAGCCCGGCGUUUGCACGGUGUUUGGAGAUCCCCACUACAACACUUUUGACGGUCGGACAUUUAACUUUCAGGGGACGUGUCAGUACGUUUUGACAAAAGACUGCUCCUCCCCUGCCUCGCCCUUCCAGGUGCUGGUGAAGAACGACGCCCGCCGGACGCGCUCCUUCUCGUGGACCAAGUCGGUGGAGCUGGUGCUGGGCGAGAGCAGGGUCAGCCUGCAGCAGCACCUCACCGUGCGCUGGAACGGCUCGCGCAUCGCGCUCCCCUGCCGCACGCCGCACUUCCACAUCGACCUGGAUGGCUACCUCUUGAAAGUGACCACCAAAGCAGGCUUGGAAAUAUCCUGGGAUGGAGACAGUUUUGUAGAAGUCAUGGCUGCCCCGCAGCUCAAGGGCAAGCUCUGUGGUCUUUGUGGCAACUACAAUGGACAUAAACGUGAUGACUUAAUUGGUGGAGAUGGAAACUUCAAAUUUGAUGUGGAUGACUUUGCUGAGUCUUGGAGAGUGGAGUCCAAUGAGUUCUGCAACAGACCUCAGAGAAAGCCAGUGCCUGAGCUGUGUCAAGGGACAGUGAAGGUAAAGCUCCGGGCCCAUCGAGAAUGCCAGAAGCUCAAAUCCUGGGAGUUUCAGACCUGCCACUCAACUGUGGACUAUGCCACUUUCUACCGGUCCUGUGUGACAGACAUGUGUGAAUGUCCAGUCCAUAAAAACUGUUACUGCGAGUCAUUCCUGGCAUAUACCCGGGCCUGCCAGAGAGAGGGCAUCAAAGUCCACUGGGAGCCUCAGAAGAAUUGUGCAGCCACGCAGUGUAAGCAUGGUGCUGUGUACGAUACCUGUGGCCCAGGAUGUAUCAAGACCUGUGACAACUGGAAUGAAAUUGGUCCUUGCAACAAGCCGUGCGUUGCUGGUUGCCACUGUCCAGCAAACUUGGUCCUUCACAAGGGCAGGUGCAUCAAACCAGUCCUUUGUCCCCAGCGGUGACCUUUGUUUCGAUCCUUAAGACUUUGAAACCUGGUGAUUUUGACACUGAAGCGGAAGAGCCAAUGAAGGACUGCAGUAUUUGCGUGCCUGAUUCUGUAAACACACACACACACACACACACACACACACACACACAC